UUUUUUUUUUUUUUUUUUUCGAUUUCCGCAUUUUGCUCGAGCCGUAACAGAUCCAUACAUUGUUGCAAGCUCUAUAUAGGCGAGGGCAUUACACUGCACUAGCGUCAGGUUCUUCAAGCUGUGUGACAUUUGACAUCCACUCUUGUUGCAUGAUGCCUCCCGUAUAUACUAUUUUCUAUGGCACAUUUAUUCAAUUGCCACGGAUACCCGCCAGUUCGGGACAAAAGCAUGUUCUGGACAUUAAUCAUGGAGCACUGUGGGUUUCGAAUGAGAGCGGGCGUGUCGAGGGGUUUGACUGGGGUGUCUGCACAGAAGAAAAGUUGCAUGAUUUACUACAAGACAAGGGAUGGAGGGUUGUUUCUGGAGAUGUUGAAGAGGAGGAGGAUGGAGAGAAGACAGCGGUGAGAGUAGUCAAGGCGAGUGAGAAGAGGCAUGGCUUCUUUUUCCCAGGGUUUAUUGACACACAUAUUCAUGCGUCACAAUAUCCUAAUUCGGGGAUAUUCGGUUCUUCAACGUUACUUGAUUGGCUAGAGAAAUACACAUUUCCUCUAGAAUCCUCUUACGGAGAUGGAUCGGAUGUUGCUCCGCAAAAGGCCUUGACAGCCUACGAAAAGGUCAUUGCGCGUACAUUAUCGAAUGGAACCACGUGUGCUGCCUACUAUGCCACUAUUCAUGUUCCAGCCACCAAUCUGCUGGCUGAUCUCUGUCUCAAACGUGGUCAGCGAGCAUUUAUCGGCCGCAUCUGCAUGGAUAAUCCCGACUUUUGUCCAGAUUACUAUCGUGACGCUUCCGCAGAGGAAUCCCUGAGAGCCACGGAGGCUACCAUCGCCCAUAUUCGAUCAAUUGAUCCUGCGGGCAGAGUUGUCGCUCCUAUCAUUACACCAAGAUUCGCACCAACGUGUAGCCAGAUCUCGCUAUCAGGCCUGGGAAAAUUGGCUGCCUCGUUCGAUCCUCCGUUGCGGAUACAGACUCAUAUCUCCGAAAACAAGAAUGAAGUCGCUCUCGUGAGAGAGCUCUUCCCUGAUUCCACAAGUUAUGCCGAUGUCUAUGACCGCCAUGGCCUCCUAACUCCUCGGACAAUUCUUGCACAUGCAGUUCAUCUCACGCCAGCUGAACGGUUGCUGAUCCAUUCACGAGAGGCGAAGAUAUCGCACUGUCCAGCAUCGAAUUCUGCUCUAGGCUCGGGUCUCUGUCCGGUCCGCACGCUCCUCGACGAUGGCAUUGCGGUUGGGUUGGGCACGGACGUCAGCGGUGGUUACAGCCCGAGUGUCCUUGAAGCAGUUCGCCAGGCAAUCCUCGUCUCUCGUCUCGUCUCAUACAGCGCAGAACAGCAAACGGGAAGAGAGAAUCUCAGUGUUGAGGAAGCCUUAUAUCUCGCGACAAGAGGAGGCGCAAAAGUCGUCGACAUGGCUGACCAGAUCGGUGGUUUCGAAGUUGGCAUGUUCUGGGACGCACAACUUAUCGAACUGAGUUCUGUUGAAGACAGAUCUGCCGAAACCAUCAAUGACCCCCAGGGAAAUGUCGACAUCUUUGGCUGGGAGUCAUGGGAAGAAAAGAUCCAGAAAUGGGUCUGGAGCGGCGAUGAUCGAAAUGUGAAGGCGGUCUGGGUCAAUGGAGAACUAGUCUACCAGCGGUCGCAAAAGGAAACAAGGAAGAGUGUGGUACAUGCGAAUAUUCCAGUUGUGCCACGCUCGUGGGUGUCGUUUUUACUACGAUGGUUGGGUUUUUAAGGGCAUACAUAUGGUUACUAUAGGAGUUGGGACGUACACGGCGUUAAUAGACUUAUAUAUCGAUUUCAAGUACCAGGUUCUAAUCAGACGCAUAUUUAUUCCGAUUUGCUUUACAUAACUUGAGCUUGCCAAUGUUGUAAUUAUGAAUUCUGCUCUGUUCUAUGGAAGCACUUUAGCUUGGUUCGAAUUAGCUGAUAAAGCCUUCCUCAUGAGACAAUCUAAUUAACUGAAUAACCA
Molecule: messenger RNA, 1967 nt
Organism: Paecilomyces variotii
Lineage: Eukaryota; Fungi; Ascomycota; Eurotiomycetes; Eurotiales; Thermoascaceae
Product: chlorohydrolase family protein
Exons: 2
Coding region: 150-1730 (526 amino acids)
Biological process (GO): guanine catabolic process
Cellular component (GO): cytosol
Molecular function (GO): zinc ion binding; guanine deaminase activity
Source: RefSeq, a predicted model, not a curated record